AUGGGGAAAAGGGGAGGGGAGGUGUGGCGGAAGUGGGGCGGAGAUGGAAGAGGUGGAGAAGACGAUGGGAAGGUGGAGAGGCGGAGAAGACGAUGGGAAGGUGGAGAGGCGGAGAAGGAGAGAGGGAAGGGAGAGGAGGCUAUAAAAGGACAGGCAUUGGCAGACUUCUUAGCAGAUCACCCGAUACCGGAUGACUGGGAGCUAACUGAUGAACUUCCCGACGAAGAUGCAAUGGUCGUUAAAAUUCAACCUCCGUGGAAAAUGUACUUUGAUGGUGUUGUACAACGUGAUGGAGCCGGUGCUGGUGUGGUGUUUGUUACUCCAAGGGAAGAAGUUCUACCAUACUCCUUUACUUUGACACAACGUUGCUCCAACAAUGUCGCUGAAUAUCAAGCACUAAUACUUGGGCUUGAAAUGGCUGUCGACAUAAAGCAGUUGCAGUUGCAAGUCUUUGGUGACUCUCAGUUGGUGAUCAAUCAACUCUUGGGAAGCUAUGAAGUCAAGAAGCUCGAAUUGCUCCCCUAUCAUGGUUAUGCUCGGAAGUUAAUAGGAUGGCUUGGUGACGUAACUCUUCAGCAUGUACCUAGGAGGGAAAAUAAGAAAGCCGAUGCUUUAGCUGCCCUAGUUUCAGCGCUUACUAUGCCAUAUCAAACACAAGUGACUAUCUGUCAAAAAUGGGUAGUACCUCCGUCAAAUGAGGAUGAAGGCGCGAAAAAUGAGAUUGAGUAUCUCGUAGCUGUUUCUGAGGCUGCGAAGGAAGACUAG
Molecule: messenger RNA, 765 nt
Organism: Lycium barbarum (goji berry)
Lineage: Eukaryota; Viridiplantae; Streptophyta; Magnoliopsida; Solanales; Solanaceae
Exons: 2
Coding region: 1-765 (254 amino acids)
Molecular function (GO): RNA-DNA hybrid ribonuclease activity; nucleic acid binding
Source: RefSeq, a predicted model, not a curated record